Messenger RNA from Hevea brasiliensis (rubber tree), 1366 nucleotides. RefSeq names its product LOB domain-containing protein 38. The coding region runs from base 374 to 1093 and encodes 239 amino acids. The record is from RefSeq and is a predicted model, not a curated record. The transcript has 2 exons. NCBI's taxonomy places the organism in Eukaryota, Viridiplantae, Streptophyta, Magnoliopsida, Malpighiales, Euphorbiaceae. Gene Ontology annotation, biological process: regulation of gene expression.
UGAAGAAUCCGACGGUGGAGGGACAACCAUCCGCGGAGACACGGAGCCGCUCGCGCCCAAGUCUUUGGAAUCUAACCCUUUCUUUUCCCUAUGUCCUUCCCUAGUUAAAUGCACACACCCACCCACCCACUAAACUAACUCAACUCCAGUUAAUUGUUAAAUCCAACCCAUGCUUCAAAAUCAGGUUCUUCUUUAUAUAUAUGCCACCUUCCCCUUCUCCUUGCACCUUAAUUUCUCUUCUCCAUCUCCCUGAAUCUCCUUUCUUUGCUUCUUCUCUAAUUGGAUACUCACUCUGCCCUGCCAAUUCUUCAAGCUAAUCAUUUUGGGUCUGAGUUGGGUUUUGUGUUUGUGUUUAUGUGAGUAGAAAGAAAAAAUGAGUUGCAACGGUUGCAGAGUCUUACGCAAAGGGUGCAGCGAAACCUGUAUUUUACGGCCGUGUUUACAGUGGAUCGAGAGCCCUGAAGCCCAAGGCCACGCCACCGUCUUCGUCGCUAAGUUCUUUGGCCGCGCCGGUCUCAUGUCUUUCAUCUCAGCCGUUCCCGAAAGCCAGCGUCCUGCUUUGUUUCAAUCUUUAUUAUUUGAAGCCUGCGGUAGAACCGUGAAUCCUGUAAACGGCGCUGUAGGGCUCCUGUGGACUGGUAAUUGGCACGUUUGCGAAGCCGCUGUAGAAACUGUUCUACGCGGCGGCACGCUGCGGCCGAUGCCUGAGCUUCUCGCAGCAGGAGGAUCUCCGUCCCCGGCGUCCGACGAAGCGUCCGAGGUUGAAGUGGCCUGUACGGACAUGUGGAAACUCCAGGAUCCAAAUCCGAUUCACCAUUCCCGAUUUUCCAAUUCGAGAUCCAAAGUGUCGCCAAAACGGAAAAUAAUGGACGAACCUGUGAAUAUGGUUAAGCAGCAACAAUUUCAGCUACAGUUACCGAAGAACGAUCUGGAUCUUCGGUUGAUGCAGAUCUUCUCCCCAAAAACAUCGCCGUGUAAACCGGAAAACCUGAGGCUGGGCAGUCCGUCUAUGAAUUCAGAGGAGUCGGUGACGACGACGAUAACGUGUUUGGAGAGCGGACCGGGAGGAAAGCUCCUGAACCUGUUUGUUUAGGGAAAGAUGAAAAAAAAAAAAAGUGUUCUGUUUAAUUUUGUGCAUCUGACAUUUCCAGCAUGGGAAUUAGUCCAUUUUCAUAAGUUUUGGUUAAUUUUCCACCCCGGAAUUGGAUUAAUUAUCCGGCGAGUUUUCGUAAAUCACCGGCAGAGGAUUUCUCUUAUGAGUAUUGAUCAAGAGAACAAAUGAAUUUGCCGGUGAUUGUUCUGUAAAAUUUGUUUUGUGAUGUCUGUAUGACAUGAAUAAUAAAUAAUAAAAAAAUUACUUGUUUCA